AAAAGUUGGCCGAAUCAUUGAAGUGAUCCACGUCUACCCGCCAUUGCGAGAGAGGCUUUGUACACAAGCCAGAAGCUAGUGCCGUCGCAUUGUCUUCCUCCUCUACCAGUACCUGCCUCUUUCUCUUCGAUUCAUUCUUUGGAUAUGAAGUAUUGAAAAUGUUGUUUCAGAUUCCUCGAUUGACCAGCUCCCUCAGGGAGCCAUUCGAUGUCGACCAGGCGUAUCUCCAUCGCAAGCUCCUUCUUCAGAAUCACAAACCGACCCAUUCCGUAGCUUCAUCGGGCGAGUCAGAGCUAGCACGGAAGAUAGUGUAUCAAUGGGAUGAAGCAUCCUUUGAAGUUCGACAAGCCUAUAAGCAGUUCAUUGCGGGAGUUGUUGGGUUGGUGGACAGAGAAGUGCCAUCCGAGGAGCUUGGUGAGGUAGCACUGACUAUCUAUUGCCUUUUUGGCGAGCAGAAAGAAGAUAAUGAUCUUGACUAUACUGCCAAAAACAUGGAAGAACUGCAAAAGCUUAUUGGCAAUACAGUUUCAGAUGCUAGGCUGCAAAAAGUUAUUUCUCUAGCUCAGAAACUAUUUAUCUUGCAGCCAAGGGAUCAUGCAACUACAUUGCUGGCAGAGAAGCAUGUUAACAAGGGUGGCUCCGAUGUAGAGUUUGGCGCUGAUCUUGCUUUUAGAGAACCUACUAGGUUUAUGGUGGAUGUGUCUCUGGAAAAUUCAGAUUUACCAGGCAAGGAUAUUACUGCACCUACAUUUGAUGACAGACAACACAUGCUUGAUGAUUCCAUAAACUUUGAUCACUCUACUGAAAGAGGAAAGUUAAAUUUGAGUUGGUUGAGGGAUGCGUGUGACGAGAUAACAAGAAAAAGUACCUCACAACUUUCCCUUGAUGAACUUGCAAUGGCCAUUUGCCGAGUCCUUCAUUCAGAAAAACCUGGCGAGGAGAUAGCUGCAGAUCUAUUGGAUAUUGUUGGUGAUGGAGCAUUUGAGUUUGUUCAAGAUCUUAUUUCUCACCGAAGGGAACUUGUUGAUGAUAUUCAUCAUGGGUUAACAAUAAUAAAAUCUGAAAAGACAAAUUCAAGCUCACAAUCACGAAUGCCUAGCUAUGGAACUCAGGUUACUGUUCAAACAGAAUCAGAGAGGCAAAUUGAUAAGCUUCGACGUAAGGAAGAAAAGAAAAAUAAACGAGGAACUGAAUAUGGUUCAGAAAGUGAUUUUUCUGCUAUAAGCUUUUCUUCUCUAGUUCAAGCAAGUCAAAGGAAAAAUCCAUUUGACGAUCUUAUUGGAUCUGGUGAGGGCACUAACUCCCUUACUGUCAGUGCCCUCCCUCAAGGAACACAAAGGAAGCAUUUUAAGGGAUAUGAGGAGGUAAUUAUCCCUCCAAUCCCAGCAGCUCAAAUGAAACCUGGAGAAAAGCUGAUUGAAAUAAAGGAGUUGGAUGAUUUUGCUCAAGCUGCUUUUCGCGGAUUCAAAUACUUAAAUCGUAUACAGAGUCGCAUUUUUGACACUGUUUAUAACACUAAUGAGAAUAUACUAGUCUGUGCUCCAACAGGGGCUGGGAAAACUAAUAUAGCCAUGAUCUCCAUUCUCCACGAGAUUUCACAGCACUUCAAAGAUGGAUAUUUGCAUAAAGAUGAAUUUAAAAUAGUUUAUGUUGCUCCUAUGAAGGCAUUGGCUGCAGAGGUCACAUCUACUUUUAGUCAUCGUUUAUCACCCUUGAAUGUUACUGUAAGAGAACUAACUGGAGACAUGCAACUUUCAAAGAAUGAACUUGAAGAAACUCAGAUGAUAGUAACAACACCUGAGAAAUGGGAUGUCAUUACUCGCAAAAGCAGCGACAUGUCGCUGUCGAUGUUAGUCAAACUCUUAAUUAUUGAUGAGGUACAUCUUUUAAAUGAUGACCGAGGGCCUGUAAUUGAGGCACUAGUUGCACGAACUCUUCGUCAGGUGGAGUCAACACAAACAAUGAUACGUAUUGUUGGCCUUUCAGCCACCCUCCCUAAUUACUUAGAGGUUGCACAGUUUCUUAGAGUGAAUCCAGGAACAGGACUUUUCUUCUUUGAUUCUAGCUACCGUCCCGUUCCUCUUGCACAACAAUAUAUUGGUAUCAGCGAGCAUAACUUCGCAGCUCGCAAUGAAUUGUUAAAUGAAAUAUGCUAUAAGAAGGUUGUUGAUUCAUUAAAGCAUGGGCAUCAAGCAAUGGUGUUUGUUCAUUCUCGAAAGGACACAGCAAAGACAGCAGAGAAACUGGUCGAAAUUGGUCGAAAGUAUGAUGAUCUCGAGCUAUUUAAGAAUGAUGCACACCCACAAUUUGGUAUUAUCAAGAAAGAAGUCAUCAAAUCCAGGAAUAAAGAUCUAGUAGAACUUUUUAAUUUUGGGAUUGGUGUACAUCAUGCUGGAAUGCUACGCUCUGAUAGAGGUUUAACUGAAAGGCUUUUCUCCGAUGGACUGUUGAAGGUUCUUGUUUGUACAGCUACCUUAGCAUGGGGUGUAAAUCUGCCUGCUCAUACGGUUGUUAUAAAGGGCACCCAACUGUAUGAUCCAAAAGCUGGUGGAUGGCGAGAUUUGGGUAUGCUUGAUGUCAUGCAGAUUUUUGGACGAGCUGGGAGACCUCAGUUUGACAAAAGUGGUGAAGGCAUCAUAAUUACAUCUCACGAUAAACUUGCCCAUUAUUUGCGAUUGCUUACAAGUCAGCUCCCCAUAGAGAGUCAGUUUAUUGGUUCUUUGAAAGAUAAUUUGAAUGCGGAGGUUGCACUGGGUACUGUAACGAAUGUGAAGGAAGCUUGUGCCUGGCUUGGAUAUACAUAUCUAUUUAUAAGGAUGAGACUAAAUCCUUUGGCAUAUGGUAUCGUAUGGGAUGAGGUCAUGGCAGAUCCAUCUUUGAGCUCAAAGCAAAGAGCUCUCAUAACAGAUGCUGCACGUGCACUUGACAAAUCAAAGAUGAUGCGUUUUGAUGAAAAAAGUGGCAACUUUUAUUGUACAGAGCUCGGCCGCAUUGCCAGCCACUUCUAUAUUCAGUAUUCCAGUGUUGAAACAUAUAAUGAGAUGUUGAGACGUCAUAUGAAUGACAGUGAGAUUAUUGACAUGGUUGCUCAUUCUUCUGAGUUUGAGAAUAUUGUUGUUCGGGAUGAGGAGCAGAGUGAGCUGGAGAUGUCAGUACGAACAUCAUGCCCCUUGGAAGUUAAAGGUGGCCCAUCAAAUAAACAUGGAAAAAUUUCCAUCCUUAUUCAGUUGUACAUUUCCAGAGGUUCCAUUGAUACCUUCUCAUUAGUCUCCGAUGCUGCUUAUAUAAGUGCUAGCUUGGCUCGUAUUAUGCGAGCUCUAUUCGAAAUAUGUUUGAGAAGGGGUUGGUGUGAAAUGACUUCGUUCAUGUUGGAAUACUGCAAAGCUGUUGAUCGUCGAAUAUGGCCACACCAGCAUCCUCUAAGACAAUUUGACAAGGAUCUUUCUUCAGAUAUAUUGCGCAAGCUUGAGGAGCGAGAGGCUGACUUGGAUCGUUUACAGGAGAUGCAGGAAAAAGACAUAGGAGCAUUGAUCCGUUAUGCACCUGGUGGAAGAUUGGUUAAGCAGUAUUUAGGUUAUUUUCCACUAAUCCAGUUAUCAGCAACUGUCAGUCCAAUAACAAGAACAGUCCUGAAGGUUGAGGUGGUCAUAACGGCCGACUUCAUAUGGAAAGAUCGUUUUCAUGGUGGUUCACAACGCUGGUGGAUACUAGUUGAGGACAACGAGAAUGACCAUAUUUAUCACUCUGAGCUUUUCACUCUGGCAAAGAAGAAGGCUAGAGAGCCUCAAAGGCUUUCCUUCACAGUCCCAAUAUUUGAGCCACAUCCACCUCAAUAUUAUAUUCAUGCCGUUUCUGACUCCUGGCUGCAAGCAGAAGCAUUUUACACCAUAUCUUUCCAAAAUUUAGCGUUACCGGAGGCCCGUACGUCACACACUGAGCUCCUAGACUUAAAACCUCUUCCAAUAACUGCUCUUGGUAACAGAAGUUACGAAUCCCUGUAUAAAUUUUCACAUUUUAACCCAAUACAAACCCAGAUUUUUCAUGUGUUGUAUCAUACAGAUGAUAACAUUCUGUUGGGUGCUCCCACUGGGAGUGGAAAAACCAUAUCUGCUGAACUUGCUAUGCUUCGUCUCUUCAAUACACAGCCUGAUAUGAAGGUUGUUUACAUAGCACCUUUGAAGGCCAUUGUUCGUGAAAGAAUGAAUGACUGGAAAAAUGGUCUUGUUUCUCGGCUCGGCAAAAAAAUGGUUGAAAUGACUGGAGAUUUUACCCCUGAUUUGAUGGCACUUCUGUCAGCAGAUAUUAUAAUAUCAACCCCCGAAAAGUGGGAUGGUAUUAGUAGAAAUUGGCAUAGUCGAAGCUAUGUUACGAAGGUUGGACUAAUGAUUCUGGAUGAGAUCCACUUAUUGGGAGCAGAUCGUGGUCCCAUCCUUGAGGUUAUUGUUUCAAGGAUGAGGUAUAUAUCAUCACAGACUGAGCGAAAAGUUAGAUUUGUAGGCCUUUCAACUGCUUUAGCGAAUGCAAGUGAUUUGGGUGACUGGUUAGGUGUUGGAGAAAAUGGACUUUUCAAUUUCAAACCAAGCGUAAGGCCAGUGCCUCUUGAAGUUCAUAUCCAGGGAUAUCCUGGAAAGUUCUACUGCCCUAGGAUGAACAGUAUGAAUAAACCAACUUAUGCUGCCAUCUGCACCCAUUCACCAACCAAGCCAGUUCUUAUAUUCGUCUCAUCUCGUCGUCAAACAAGACUCACAGCAUUGGAUCUUAUUCAGUUUGCAGCUUCAGAUGAGCAUCCAAGGCAAUUUCUUAAUAUGGCCGAAGAAGAGCUUCAGAUGAUCCUUUGUCAAGUUAUCGAUCAAAAUCUCAGGCACACCUUGCAGUUUGGUAUUGGGCUACACCAUGCAGGUCUAAAUGAUGGGGAUAGGUCUAUGGUUGAGGAACUGUUUGCAAACAACAAAAUUCAGGUAUUGGUUUGUACUAGCACAUUGGCUUGGGGUGUGAACCUUCCUGCACAUCUAGUUAUUAUCAAGGGAACAGAAUAUUAUGAUGGAAAAUCAAAGAGAUACAUUGAUUUUCCAAUCACAGAUAUUCUACAAAUGAUGGGUCGUGCAGGUCGACCACAGUAUGAUCAACAUGGAAAAGCAGUUAUUCUUGUUCAUGAACCCAAAAAGAGCUUUUAUAAGAAGUUUUUGUACGAACCAUUCCCGGUUGAGAGUAGUCUGAAGGAGCAGUUGCAUGACCAUAUAAAUGCUGAGAUAGUUUCGGGCACCAUUUGUCAUAAAGAGGAUGCAGUGCACUAUCUUAGCUGGACAUAUUUGUUUCGUAGGCUGAUGGUAAAUCCUGCUUACUAUGGAUUGGAUAGCAUGGAACCUGAAAUUCUAAGUUCGUACUUGUCUAGGUUAGUACAAAGCACAUUUGAGGAUCUUGAGGAUAGUGGAUGCAUAAAGAUGAACGAAGACAGUGUGGAGCCAAUGAUGCUGGGCUCAAUAGCUUCUCAGUAUUACCUCAGCUACAUUACUUUAUCAAUGUUUGGCUCAAAUAUAGGUCCAGAUACGUCACUUGAAGUAUUUUUGCAUAUCCUUUCUGCGGCUUCCGAGUAUGAUGAACUUCCUGUGCGGCAUAAUGAGGAAAACUACAAUGCUGCUCUAUCCGAGAGGGUUCGAUAUAAGGUGGACAAAGAUCGACUUGAUGAUCCACAUGUGAAGGCGAAUUUACUUUUUCAGGCACAUUUUUCUCAGUUGGAAUUACCUAUCAGUGACUACAUUACUGACUUAAAGUCUGUGUUGGAUCAAAGUAUACGCAUUAUUCAGGCCAUGAUUGAUAUAUGUGCUAACAGUGGAUGGCUAUCAAGCUCGAUCACAUGCAUGCGUUUAUUGCAAAUGGUCAUGCAGGGCUUGUGGUUUGAUGUGGAUUCGGCACUGUGGAUGCUGCCUUGCAUGAACGACGACCUUGCAAGCUUACUAAAACAAACGGGAUAUCACACUCUGCAGCAGCUGCUGGAUCUUCCCAAGACAGCUUUGCAAAACUUGAUUGGAAAUUUUCCUGCUUCAAAAUUAACUCAGGAUUUGCAGAUUUUUCCUCGUGUCCAAAUGAAGAUAAAACUUCAAAGGAAGGACGAUGACGUUGAGAAAGCUCCCUCCCUUAGCAUCAGAUUGGAGAAGAUAAGUUCGAGGAAAAACAGAACCAGGGCAUAUGCUCCACGGUUUCCCAAGAUGAAAGAUGAAGCAUGGUGGCUUGUACUUGGUAACACCUCUACAUCGGAACUGUAUGCUUUAAAGAGAGUUUCUUUCUCUGAUCGCUUGGUCACAACCAUGCAGCUGCCUCCAAAAAGAAAUGAUUUUCAGGAAAUGAAAUUGAUUUUGGUCUCAGAUUGUUAUCUUGGUUAUGAGCAAGAAUACUCCAUUAAAGAACUGAUCAGUGGAAGCAGUUGAUCCAAUUACGCGCUGUUGAGUAUCCAAAACGAAGUCCAAUGGUCUGGACUUGAGAGAAGACAUUAGAUGUCACUGCUGGAGAUUGGAUGACGGACCAUAAGAGAUAGAAAGAGUUGCAACUUGCCAGAUAAAUUACCAUACAUUAACAGGCAUUUCUAGGUGGCCAUGAAUGGGGUUUACAGUUCAGUCAUAUAUGCUUCUCCAGCGUAAAUAAACCGACCACUGACUAGUAUAUUCUCAAUGUAUUUAACAUUCUAGUUCAAUGAUGGAAAUCAAAUCAAUCUUAGAUUUCAUGUACAAGUGGUAAAUUUUGUAAAUCUAUUUAUUUGGUUUACUACCUUGUAAUACAAGUAUAGUUAUCCUUUCUUUUUCUUUCCACAGUUGAGCUCUGAGCUCUCCGCUCAUUGUAUUAUGCUAAUGGUCUACCACCUUUAUAUAUAUAUAUAUAUAUAUAUCUCGUCUACUACUAA
Messenger RNA from Benincasa hispida (wax gourd), 6895 nucleotides. RefSeq names its product U5 small nuclear ribonucleoprotein helicase. Gene Ontology annotation, molecular function: ATP hydrolysis activity; nucleic acid binding; ATP binding. The record is from RefSeq and is a predicted model, not a curated record. NCBI's taxonomy places the organism in Eukaryota, Viridiplantae, Streptophyta, Magnoliopsida, Cucurbitales, Cucurbitaceae.